UCAUUCUUUCUUCCAAUCAGAAGGUCCCAGCUAUGCGUUGAGUCUUCUUCUCUAUCUUCUAUAUGUAUGCUUACAAGAGUUCCUGUUUAGCUCCGCCAAACAGGACGCACAAGCAAAUCGUUGCCGAAAGAGAAUCAUCAGCAACAAUAGGAUAAGGAGGAGUUGGGGGUGGGGGAACAUGCGAGGGGUGGUGCCGAAUGCGAACGUACAACGACCAACUUCCCUUGAAUAGUACAGAUCUAACGGACGACGUGGCAGCAACAAGUUGGACACACGUUGCAAAGGGACGUCGACAUAACUAAUGGGUCAAGGUCAACAUGAGCAAUCUAUAUCCCAGUUCAAGACAAAGCUGCGUAUGCCGUUGGAUUUGGUGUCUGUGUUUCUCGCCUUCACACUGGAAAGCAGCCUAGACAAUUUCCGAAGGGCAUCUCCUGAUGAGGAGUUGAUAUCGGGUGCAUUGGAGAUUACUCUUUGCUUCCCCUGCAUGGUUCUGAGAUUCUACAUGAUGGCAGCCAAUCUGUCAUUCAUGCCUCCAAACAUCCUGAUUUUCAUGGACACCGGCGCUGCCGUACUUGCCUGUUAUGUGCUACUACUGGACAUCAACUGGAGCUUCAGAUGGCUCACCAUGUUCCCCGUCAUGGGCAUUGUUUUCAUAUAUGCCCUGUCACGGCUGUACUCGAAGCCCUAUACUCGAGGUGAAGAUCGUGAAGAGGCCGGGAUUAUCCCCUGUUCAAAAAUAAAAGAAGGUGAAGAUCGUGAAGAGGCCGCGGUUAUCUCCUGUUCACAAAUAAAAGAAGGUGAAGAUCGUGAAGAGGACGCGCUUACCUUCUAUUCACAAAUAAAACAAGAUGGUGAUGAUGGCCAUUGCAAGGCAAACCAAGGCAGUAAAGGAGAAAAUUUGUCGACGAGGAAUACAGAAGAAUCUAGCAAUGAGAAGAUCACUAGGGUAAUAUUUCUGCAGCUUGAGUUCAUAGGGAUAAUAACGUUCGGGGCGCUAUGGGCGAUGGACGAGCUGCUACUUGAUGAGCAUGCAACUGACAGGUUCACCAUCUCCCAGUUCCUCCUGUUCCUGAGCUUUAUACUGGCAGCACUGACGUCCAUGAUGAAGAGACUGCCUACUGACGUCUCCCCGGGCAUUGCACCGGCAUCGGAGUUGCUCCACAAGACCUUGCUUGUACUCCUGCUGGUGACAGCGCACACGGUGGCCGCGGAGGCGCUGGGCGAGGAAGUGAUUCUCCUCUGCAUGCCAGAGGUUAUCCCAGUUGUGCUAAUCUGGUUCAGUAUUCACCACGGCUCCGUCAGCGACCAGGUGAUUGAAACUUAUAAAAGGUGGGAAUGGCGCAUUUCUCUAGGUGCAGUGGUAGCUCUUUUUUUGGCCAAGAUUGAUGAGUCCGUGCGCCCCGGCUGGUGCACGACAAUAUUUGUUUGCUGUGCCAUCUCAGGGCUCCUGGCCAACUACGUUGUGUUCAUGCUAAGUCAUUGGCCAGGGCAAGAACCGGCUGAUGACAAGCAGGAACCAGGGAAGCUUCUUGUUCAACCCGCCGAUGACAAGCAGGAUCCGGGGAAGCUGGAUGUACAAGCCGCUGAUGGAAAGCAGGAUCCAGGGAAGCUGGCUGUGGAAUUACUGAAGCAUUGGGCAAAUGACUUACUGAUAGCCGCAGCUGCGUUGCUGCUAGUCAGGUAUCUGCUCGUUCACGGGCUUGGUUGGAAAGAAGCACUUACUGCACUAAGCCAAACCUUUGAACGAUUGAUUUCAGCAGUGAGAGGACACACAAAUACUUUUUGGUCCAUCAUGCCAUUACUAUGUUCUGCCCUAUUCAAUUUGUUGUCCAGUUCAAUGAACCUCCACAAGGAUUCCCCAGGAAUAGCAACAGUGCAAUGGAGCUUUGGUAUUUGCUAUAAUGUGUUGAUUGUACUUCAUAUGUUCUUCUUUACAGGUGAUGUAUCCCAUACUCUAUAUUAUAAGUACAAUAGUAUUGCCUUACUUUGGAAAGGAAUGCAGCGCAUUCUUGUAAUAUGAAAUGAUUAAUGUAUUGCACGGUACAAAAUGCACGAUCAUUGUAUGAAUAAUGUAUUGGCACAAAUGCCCGUGGGUAACAACGGGAUAUAUUGUGAUAUAUUGUUA
Messenger RNA from Aegilops tauschii subsp. strangulata, 2125 nucleotides. RefSeq lists its product as uncharacterized. NCBI's taxonomy places the organism in Eukaryota, Viridiplantae, Streptophyta, Magnoliopsida, Poales, Poaceae. The record is from RefSeq and is a predicted model, not a curated record.